AUGAACAAAAAUUUAUCAAACUUUAAUGCGUGGGCAAAUAAUCCUCUCAAAACAAGAGAUGAUAUCGUGCAAGCUCUUCACCAACAAUUGGAUCCAUUGAUUCCUGCCUUUUCCGAAGAUGGUGGUGCUGUAUGUUUAGCUGAUUCUGGAGCAAUAUUCACGAUGGAAGCAGCAGAAUUAGAAGGUUAUGCUAGGCCAUUGUGGGGAAUUGUUCCAUAUGUUUUUGGUGGUGGUGAAUUCAAACAUUGGGAGCUUUUCAGAAAAGGUUUGGCCAAUGGAACAAAUUCUAACCACCCAGAAUAUUGGGGUAACAUUAAAGAUUUGAGUAUGAAGCAGCAGUUGGUGGAAUUGGCAGCAGUUGGUUUUGCAUUAUGUUUUGUUCCCGAGCAUAUUUGGAACCCUUUAACCGAUGAAGCUAAGGAAAAUGUUUCUAAAUUUUUGCUUGAAGCAAGAGAGAACGAAUUUAAUCAUUGUAAUUGGAAAUUUUUCAGGGUUAUGAUUGAUUUAGGUUUGGAAAAAGUUGGUGUUAAAUUUGAUACGUCGUUGACAGAAGAAUAUUUCCAAGAUUUGGAAACCAUGUAUAUUGAUGAUGGUUGGUACGGUGAUGGUGCAAAUUAUAGAAUUGACUAUUAUAAUCCGUUUGCAUUACAUUUCUACGGAAUGAUAUACUACUUUGUCAAACAUGAUAGUGAUCCAGAAAGAAGCAACAAAUACAGAAGUAGAGCUGAAAAAUUUGCAAAACAGUUUAUGCACUGGUUCAGCGAUGAUGGAGCUUGCAUACCAUUUGGUAGAUCUUGUAUCUAUAGGUUUGCAGUUGACGCAUUUUGGGGUAUGAUUGCUUGUAUAACUAAACCAGACGAAGAGCCAGUAAUCCCAUGGGGUGUUUUGAAGGGCGUGUAUUUAAGAAACUUACGUUGGUGGUCCAAACAAUCUGUUUCGUUCUACAAAACAAACAUUUUAUCGGUAGGCUUUAGUUACCCAAACCAAUUCAUAUGUGAAGCGUACAACUCACCUCAGUCUCCAUAUUGGUCUCUCAAAGCAAUGUCACCUCUAAUGUUACCAGAAUCACAUCCAUUCUGGACUGUCAAAGAAGAGCCUUUGCGUUUAGAUAGCUCCAGCUUUAGAGUACCGGGAAUGCUUAUUUCUCACGCUAGCGGUAAUACAGUGGCAUUAUCAAGUGGACCUUACCAUGAUUUUGCUAGACAUUGGGCUGAGAAAUACUGCAAGUUUGCUUACAGUACGAGAUAUGGUUUCAGUGUGGAGAACAAUUUAAAAGAAUUUGAAUUGGCUACGCUUGAUAACAUGAUUGGUUUUAGUUUUACUGGUAAAGACUUCUUUUUUAGAGGUAAAAAUAAAUCAUGGAUUUUCGAAGACGGUUUAUAUAGUGAAUGGUCACCUGUUAAGGAUAUUGAAGUCAGAACAUGGAUUCUUCAAAGAGGUAAAUACCAUAUAAGGGUGCAUAACAUCUGUAAUAAUACCGAGGAUGACAUGGAAUCUAUAGAAGGUGGGUUUGCAAUAUCUGUAAUGUAUAAGAAGAAUAUUCAGAGUAUCACAAACCCUGGUUUAAAGUCUGUUGCUGAAAUAUCUACUUCUGAUGAUACUAGUUUAUUGAUUAAUUUCUUGGAUGAAAGAAGGCCAAGGGCAUGUGAACCAGAUCCAAAUUCCAAUUUAAUAUCAUCUAAAGUAAUGUUACCACACUUAAGAGGGUCUAUACCAGCCAAAUCUUCAGCUAAUUUUGCGUGUCUUGUUUAUGGUCAGCCUAAAGACAAUUCCUUUUCGACGAAUACCUUAUUAAAUUCUGUGACAAUUCCGGAUCAGAGAGAGUUAGAAGAAUUAAAAUUAAAGGCUCAAAGAGUAUUGUGUAAUGUUUAG
Molecule: messenger RNA, 1872 nt
Organism: Debaryomyces hansenii CBS767
Lineage: Eukaryota; Fungi; Ascomycota; Pichiomycetes; Serinales; Debaryomycetaceae
Product: DUF2264 domain-containing protein
Exons: 1
Coding region: 1-1872 (623 amino acids)
Source: RefSeq, a predicted model, not a curated record